Pseudogymnoascus verrucosus is the source of this 840-nucleotide messenger RNA. RefSeq lists its product as uncharacterized. Gene Ontology annotation, biological process: regulation of signal transduction. The record is from RefSeq and is a predicted model, not a curated record. NCBI's taxonomy places the organism in Eukaryota, Fungi, Ascomycota, Leotiomycetes, Thelebolales, Thelebolaceae. The coding region runs from base 1 to 840 and encodes 279 amino acids. Gene Ontology annotation, molecular function: protein phosphatase inhibitor activity. The transcript is spliced from 2 exons.
AUGGAAGACGACAGCCAGACACCCGUGGUCCACACUCCUCCGGGACCUUCCACUAUACGGCCAAAAGGGAUCCUCAAGAACUCCUACAGCGGCUCUCCAUCGUCCCAUGCGCCCGCGGCAGUCUCUCCACCACCUGCAGCACCCCCAGUAGAAGCUCGCAUCGACCGCCGUUCAGUUGAUACCACCCACUCCGAUAAAGACAUAACUCUACACAACACAGCCCUCAAUGCCGGACACCGCCGCGCUUCGUCCUCGGCAUCCCGUCCCGGUGGUGCUCGCCGCCGAUCAUCCCUCUCCUCCAACAGCGCAUCCGGCACUCCGGUAGACGAUACAUCAAUGCGCCUCAAAUGGGACGAGGCAAACUUAUACCUUACCGAGCAGGAGAAGAGCUCAACCAUGAAGAUUGACGAGCCGAAGACACCAUAUGCGCGCCGCUACGACCCCGAUGAAGAUGCGGACGAGAUGCGUGCGCUAGAUGCAGAGGACAUCGUUGUGGAUGAGCUAGAUAAGGCGCAGCACCCAACCAAAAUCCACCGUGUUGCCCGUGAAGAUGAGAUCCCAGGACUCGAGCUAGGCGAGCCUGAGGAGGCACUUCCGGAAGGUGAGCGCAUGGAGCGGAGCGGCAGCACGGGCAGCGCGAGCGGCAAGGCUGUACAUGUGAGAGAUCCAGCUCACGUGGACAAUGUGGGGGUGAGUGAGGAGGAGAAGGAGAAGCACCGCCGUUUUGAAGCGAUGCGAAAGAGGCAUUAUGAGAUGAGAGAGGUAGCUAGCCAUUUAGGACAUGCCGAGGGGUUGGACCCGGAUGAUGAGGAUCAAGAGAUGAAUGGAGGCGCACAAUGA